Molecule: messenger RNA, 1293 nt
Organism: Salvelinus sp. IW2-2015
Lineage: Eukaryota; Metazoa; Chordata; Actinopteri; Salmoniformes; Salmonidae
Product: ras-related protein Rab-18-like
Biological process (GO): vesicle-mediated transport
Molecular function (GO): GTP binding; GTPase activity
Source: RefSeq, a predicted model, not a curated record
ACUCCAGUACAGUAGGUGGCGGUCCAUGGGUCUUUGAGGUGGUUGCGAUCCGCCAAUACAAAUUUAAAGAAUAAGUCUCAUUAGCUAGCUGACAACUCUCCUAGGGUGUAUUUUUACAACUCUCAGUUGAAGUACAAGUAUAGUCUAUAGAUCGCAUAGGAAGAUGGAAGACGACGUUUUAACAACACUGAAAAUAUUAAUAAUUGGAGAAAGUGGCGUUGGGAAGUCCAGUCUUCUCUUGAGAUUCACAGAUGACACAUUUGAUCCCGAACUAGCAGCAACAAUAGGCGUUGAUUUCAAAGUGAAGACCAUCUCAGUGGAUGGGAACAAGGCAAAGUUGGCAAUAUGGGACACGGCUGGCCAGGAGCGUUUCCGGACCCUGACACCUAGUUAUUACCGCGGCGCGCAGGGAGUCAUCCUGGUGUAUGAUGUAACGCGACGGGAUACUUUCACCAAGCUGGACAACUGGCUCAAUGAGCUGGAGACGUACUGCACAAGGAAUGACCUUGUCAAGAUGCUGGUCGGGAACAAAAUUGAUAAGGAAAACCAUGAACUAGACAGGAACGAAGGCCUGAAGUUUGCAAGAAAACAUUCCAUGCUGUUUAUAGAGGCCAGUGCUAAGACGCGUGAUGGGGUCCAGUGUGCGUUUGAGGAGCUGGUUGAGAAGAUCAUCCAGACCCCUGGACUGUGGGAGAGCGAGCGCCAGGGCCGAGGGGUACAGCUGGGCCGGCAGGACCAGGCUGCAGGGGGUGGCUGUGGGUUACUGCUCCCUGGUAUAGACCCACACUACAUUCACCACGCAACGCGCGCACAUACAAAGCAUAGACACCUCAUACACACACACAUACGAAACGCACCCCACACACACUCACUUGAAAGACACACCCAACCAAACACUCACACUGAUGGCUGAUGUCCUGCGAUGAGGACUAUGAAGGCUAUAGUUUUCAGACUAUUUCCCACAUCAGCCCCUAGGUGUGGAGUGAGACAGGGCUGCUCCUGACCAGCACCUCCGCUCACUGGCUGUGAUCAUUCAUAGGGGCGUUGCUGUUUGCACACUUCCUGUUAUCAUGGCUAUAAUUCUGUUUAAAGGUACUCUACCCUGUUGGUCUUUCUGAAAAUGAAUAUAGUGAAUGACUUGGUGGAAUAGUGAGGGGGGGCACAAUACCAUGGAAAGCAGUGGGGUGUUUUUUUAAUUCAGAAAAUUAUUUUCUAUCACCUGUUCUCAAUUACGGUUGUAACGAGUUUUGUUUGUCCUCCCCCUCAACACUUUGUUGUAGAAUUUCCCCCCCC